UCUAGCCUAGCAGUUCUAGCCAGUUCUAGCUAGCCACACGCAAAGAAUCAUGGCGUUUAUUCCCUCGAGGGCGAUGUUUAAUCCCGUGUUAAAACAGACUCUCAAGCAAAUUAUUUUCGCGAAGCAACUACUAAAAUGUCAAUGUCGUCAAUUGAACAAUCGGCUAUUCCUUCCAACUGUUACCAGUCAGAGAUUCUAUGCUGCAUAUACAGAAAAGAAGAUAUUCAGCCGCGAUAAACCACAUUGCAAUAUAGGCACUAUAGGUCAUGUAGAUCAUGGCAAAACCACUCUGACAGCAGCUAUUACCAAAGUCUUGUCUGAGAAGCAAUUAGCAAAAGCUAAGGGAUAUAGUGAGAUCGAUAAUGCUCCUGAAGAAAAGGCUCGUGGCAUUACCAUUAAUGUCGCACAUAUUGAAUAUCAAACAGAAGGUCGUCAUUAUGGACACACAGAUUGCCCAGGUCAUGCCGAUUACAUAAAAAAUAUGAUAACAGGAACUGCUCAAAUGGAUGGCGCUAUACUGGUCGUCGCUGCCACGGAUGGUACAAUGCCACAAACUAGAGAGCAUUUGCUUCUUGCUAAACAAAUUGGUAUCAAGCAUAUCGUUGUGUUUAUUAACAAGGUCGAUGCUGCUGAUUCAGAAAUGGUAGAAUUAGUAGAAAUGGAAGUACGAGAGUUGUUUUCUGAAAUGGGUUAUGACGGCGAUAAUAUUCCAAUAGUAAAAGGUAGUGCGCUUUGCGCACUUGAAGGAAAAAAUCCUGAAAUAGGUUCACAGGCUGUUCUGCAGUUGUUAGAAACAGUAGAUAAACAAAUCCCGACUCCAAUGAGAGAACUGGAUAAACCUUUCUUACUUCCGGUAGAAAAUAUAUAUUCUAUUCCUGGUAGAGGUACCGUGGUUACCGGUAGACUAGAGCGGGGUAAACUAAAGAAGGGAACAGAUUGCGAGUUUAUUGGUUAUAAUAAAGUUUUUAAAAGCGUAGUCACAGGUAUAGAAAUGUUCCAUCAAAUAUUAGAGGAAUCCCAUGCUGGGGAUCAACUUGGCGCUCUAGUGAAAGGUUUGAAAAGAGACGAAUUAAGAAGAGGCAUGAUAAUGUGUAAACCUGGCUCUUUGAAGGCGUAUGAUCACGUAGAAUCGCAAGUGUAUCUGUUGAAUAAACAAGAAGGUGGUAGGAAAAAACCGAUUGCGAAUAUGAUACAGUUACAGAUGUUUUGUAGAACGUGGGAUGUUGCAGUGCAAUGUUCGAUAGUGGGAAAGGAUUUAGCCAUGCCAGGAGAAGAUAGCACACUCGUACUAAAAUUGCUAAGACCAAUGGUAUUGGAGAAGGGACAACGUUUUACAUUACGAGAUGGAGUAGUAACUCUAGGAACUGGUGUGAUCACUAACACUCUGAAAUCACUUACGGACUCAGAGCGACAUGAUCUUCUCGAGGGCAAAAAGACACUGAAGAAGGACAAGAAAGCGCAACGGAAUUAGACUCAAUAAGUAUUUGUUACAAAAUAAAGCAGAAUUGUGCUGUGUAAUAAAGAAAAUAUAAAUCAGCUUAGUGAAAGUUUGAUAAGAUACGCAAGAUAUGACCAUCAUAGAUAAUAUAAUGGAUACAUAAUUUACAUAUUUAAAGAACGCAUUUCGCUACAUUGUAAAUUGUAUAAUUUUAUUCAUUAACAAAGAACAAGUAUCAAUUCAGUUAUUGAAAUAUAUAGAUAUAUGUAUGUGUGUAUACACACACAGGAUGGCCCUCGUAAGUGUUACAAGCUAUUAUCUCUAAAAGUAUGUGUCAAAUGAAAAAUAUGUUCAGACAAAAGUUUUUAACUUCAAGGGGACAUAAAAUGAAACGUUGGCAUUUCAAGAAUGGAUCUGGACACGUAGGAAACCCACGAAACGCAUAACCUUUAUAUAUAAAAUGGAACUAUUGGUUUGAUGUUGGCAAAGUCAGGGCAAGAUCAAUUUGAAUUUUUUAAAUGGAAUUCCCCACUUUUUAUUACAUAUUCUUGUAGCACAUCUCAAGAGCUUUCCAAAACACUAUAAUAAAAUAUUUUUUCAUGAAAUACUUUUCAAGUCAUUAGGUAAUGUUAAUGCUAGCAAUAUUAUAACUUUCAAGCCUUAUGAUAAAAAUGGAGGGUUCCAUUAAAAAAUUUUAAAGUUACUUUACCUCGACUUUGACAAGGCCACCUAAAGUCAAACUAAUGAUUCUAUCUCAUGUUCUCCUCAAAGUCAUAAAACUUUUGUCUGAAUAUAUUUUUUAUUUGACAUACUUUCAGAGAUAAUAGUAGCUUGUAACACUUUACGUGGGCCAUCAUGUGUGUGUUCAUAGAGUAUUGCUUUCAUUCCUUCUUCAGUUUUCAUGUAUCUGCAUUGGUAGAUGUAUUGUACAAGUAAAGUUUUAAAUAAAUAAACCAUUAAAUUAGUAAAAUGGAUUAUACGGAUUAAUAUGAAUCUGAAGGCGUUGUAGCUUCAAAAACAGUUUGAUAAUUUAUUAAAGUUCAUACAUCAGCGUGAUACAAUCUGCUUCAAGCAGAACAAUGAAACACUAUUAGAAGUAUACAAGAAUUAAAUAUACAUGUUGCAAUGUGUUAUUCCCAGUUCCUUUCUAUGUUAGAUAUUUAGCGAUGUAAUUUACAUGUAAUGUAUUUUUUCUAUCAGAUUUCUCGAUUAAUGGGAAUGGAUUUCAAAGGGAAAGGUUAACAAUUUCACACUCCUAACACAGAACGGAUUUCCUUGUGUAGAAAAAAAACAAUUCAUAUAAUUUAAGUUGAACAAAUCAUACAUACAUCUUUUGCUUAUAAAAAUAGCAAACAGUCCUUGUCGAAACGGGACAGACGCAACAGGUUACGAAUCUGUUUCACUUCAAUCUCGAAACAUUCUUUCUAUUAAAAUAGAAGACUACACCACGGGAGAUGCUUACUCACGAAAGAUGGUCGCUCUCUCAACAUUCGUACCUUUCAAUUUACACACUAGUAAGUUUCUUAAGCAGUUUCAUCAAGAAAGUGUAUAUAUGGCAUAAGUUAGUUUUUUUUUUAAUGAUACUUCAGUCCAGUUUUAUUUUGCUGUCCAUACUUAAGUAUGCAAACAGUGACUUCUAAUAUUAAUUUUGUAAAUAUCGCAAGAUUCUUUCUCGUAAAUUAAUUACUGCAUACUGAUCUACUAUGUUUGCGUUCAAUCGAGAGCAAACGUGUUGUCUUGUUCUAUCAUAGCGAGAUUGAAGUGACUUGCACCAAGCGUCUUUAGCGAUUGACCGAUUAGCCAAUUGCUACAGAAAAUGUACCUGGAUUUAUAAGAAGACGCAUUUGGUACUAGUGCAGUUCUAUUUGCUACAUUUGAACCUGACAGCAGUUUCGCUCACAAUUUUAUCCGUUUCAGAAUUGGCAGUUUUUAUCUUAUACUUUGUGUUAGGAAAGUAUGAAAAUAAAACAAAAAUAAAAAACAGAUGAUGUUACUUUUUAUAUGCCUUAAAGUGGGUUAGCGUGAUUGUGUGUUUAAUAUACAGCACGCCUUACACAAUUCCAUUUCUUAUGUAUAUAUGUACAUACACACGCACGCACGCACGCACAUCUAUACAAACGAGCGAAUCUGAAAAUGUAAUGAAUUCUUUUUCGGUUGUUUCAUAUUACGUUGUAUCAGCUUCAGUCAGCUGGGUCCUAUGAAUUCGUAUCACAAGUCAUUUCCGCAGUUUCACCAUUACUUUAUUCUGUUUCUAAUUUACGUGAUAAUAUAUCACCAUUAUUACAUAAGAAUUUUAUAAAAUCUAGACAUUCAAGUGCACAUCGCAUACACAAUCACACACAUGUUGCGCAUUCCGUAUUACAACGUAUUUAAGCGACCCGUCUUUAAG
Messenger RNA from Trachymyrmex cornetzi, 3827 nucleotides. Its product is annotated as mitochondrial translation elongation factor Tu 1. The record is from RefSeq and is a predicted model, not a curated record. The transcript is spliced from 6 exons. Gene Ontology annotation, biological process: mitochondrial translational elongation. The coding region runs from base 50 to 1471 and encodes 473 amino acids. Gene Ontology annotation, cellular component: mitochondrion. NCBI's taxonomy places the organism in Eukaryota, Metazoa, Arthropoda, Insecta, Hymenoptera, Formicidae. Gene Ontology annotation, molecular function: translation elongation factor activity; GTPase activity; GTP binding.